Leptosomus discolor (cuckoo roller) is the source of this 786-nucleotide messenger RNA. NCBI's taxonomy places the organism in Eukaryota, Metazoa, Chordata, Aves, Leptosomiformes, Leptosomidae. The record is from RefSeq and is a predicted model, not a curated record.
AUGCUGGUUUCUCCGCUGCCCGACCAAGCGGAGCAGACAUCGGAUGAGCAGCCACCUGCGGAGGAGGAAGAACCGGACGGUGACAGCCCUCCCCCAGCCGCAGACAAGGAGCACCCCCAGGCCGAGCCAUCGAGGCCAAGCUCUGUACCGGAGCAGGGAGGUUUUCCAGAGAUGAUUAAAGAAAGCCCAGAGGUGGAUGAUCUCUCUGCAAAGGUGCCAGCAGACAUCAUGAAAGACUCAGAUAUUUUGGAAAUCGUCGAGCAAGCCCUGGAGUUCAACCAGGAGCUGAUGAUGGGGGUGAGGGCGGCCGAGGGUGGGCAGCGGGAUCCCAGCGGGACCAAGCUCCCCGGGGACGCCGGGGAAGACUCCUCACCCGCCUCGUCCAGCGAGGAGGAGCCGACAGUGCAGGAGGCACCAGUGGACGCAGCACCGGGGACGGAGGGUCCCGUUCAGGCUGAGAAUGGGCUGCACCGGCAGGCCAGCUUGGAGGAUCUGGCCGAAUUCACCGAGGAGGUGCUGAACGGCAUUGCCAGCGUGCCGCCGGCACAGGAGUUCCCUGCAGAGACUACAGACCCCACCACGGUGAUGCCACUGCAGCCCGCAGCUCCUGGAGAUGCCACUGCCACCAAGCUGGCUGAUGUCACCCCGUGGGGCAAGCACGGCGGAGCCGACGCCGUCCUCGUACCGUCCCCUUUGGGGGACGAUGUCCUGUGCCUCGUGCCCGACCAGCCGCCGGCAUGUCGGCUGAGAGCCGAGCAGGAGCCCUGGUCCUCGGGGGACGAGUGA